UGUUGCUCCACCUCCCUCCGUACACACUACAGUGGUGAUUGACAUUUUAUCUCUCUUUCGUCAUAGAAGGAACAGUGCCAGGCUCUCUCGCACCCAAGGUAUCAAGAGAUCAGGGGAUCAUUGGAAAACAUUAUUGGAUGAAAAGGCCGUUUUCUACUCUACAUUUUUUCUGCCUUCCAAGAGUUUUCCCUAGUCCAUUAAGCAGGCAUCAUGGAAAUGGGUCAGGGAGUUCCCCCGCCGAUGACAGAUAUACCAGCACCACCAUACCCAGGCCCCCCUGCAGGCUUUGACAUAGGAGGCUAUGAGGGAGGCCCUCCUCCUCCUGCUGUCUACUCUGUUCAACAACCUGGAUACCAGUACUCCCAACAACAGCCUCAGAUCGUACAGCCUGUUCAACAACCUGGAUACCAGUACUCCCAACAACAGCCUCAGAUCAUACAGUCUGUUCAACAACCUGGAUACCAGUACUCCCAACAACAGCCUCAGAUCGUACAGCCUGGUAGGUGUCUCUCUCCAACUGUCUCACAAGUAUACACUGUACACUAUACACUGUCUGGCAAAAAGUGGUAUGCUCGUGUGGCAGGCCUGUGGGAUACUUGGAAUCAAACUGCUCUGGCCUUUAUGUGUCUUCCCCUUCUGUAUGGAUUCCAUGAAGGAUGUGGAGCACUCCUGCCCCGUGUGUCACACCACCCUGCAUGUCUACAAACGCACAUCUUAACUCUAAAAUCACAACCCAAAAAGUUGAAAAGAUAUUUCAACAUGAACAAAGUCAUAAUUUGUGGGACACUACCAAGAUAAGAAACAUUGACAUUAUAAAAUAAUUGAGAAUCAUCUUAAUGAGGGUGUAAUAACUCAUAUAACUGCGUAUACCAUGUUAUUGUUCAAAUUAAUAAAUAACCAAUAAAUCUUCA
This is a messenger RNA of Hippoglossus stenolepis (Pacific halibut), 911 nucleotides long. Its product is annotated as lipopolysaccharide-induced tumor necrosis factor-alpha factor. The record is from RefSeq and is a predicted model, not a curated record. Bases 211 to 798 code for a protein of 195 amino acids. The transcript is spliced from 6 exons. Gene Ontology annotation, molecular function: zinc ion binding. NCBI's taxonomy places the organism in Eukaryota, Metazoa, Chordata, Actinopteri, Pleuronectiformes, Pleuronectidae.